CCGGGGGGCUCCGGCCCCUGGAAGCGUCGCGUGGGGGUUGUGGCCGCCAGAGGUGCCCGGUGGAGGAUGGAGAACGGGAGGGGUGCCCCAGAAAGGCCCCUUGGAGAGGAACUGGGCUGUGUCCGCUUGCUGAAAUAACAAAGAGCUUCGUAAUAUCUGGAAAGCUGGACAGGGUGCUGCGACAGGGGGUUCCCCAGAGCCUGACUGACUUUGUCUGCCUCAUGCGUGAUUCUGCUUUAUCGCUUCUCAAGCUAUGUCUGGCUCAGGGGGGAUUCUGUCGCACAUGAAGCCGAUACGUGAGGCUUUCAGGUGACUCGAGACUCCUUGUUGUUCGGGCCAAGAAAAGAGUUCAGGCUGCUGCAAACCCCCCUGGGAGAUAGCCUUCAAUUUUGUCAAAAUGACUGAGAGAUCUGAUAUUCUUCAUUUCCAGUUUGAUAACUAUGGCGACUCAAUGCUGCAGAAAAUGGACAAGCUGAGAGAAGAGAACAAGUUUUGCGACAUCACAGUCCGCAUUGACGAUCUUGAAAUUCACGGCCACAAGAUUGUGUUUGCUGCCGGCUCUCCCUUCUUACGGGACCAGUUCCUCCUGAAUGACUCCAGAGAAGUUAAAAUUUCCAUCUUGCAGAGUUCUGAAGUAGGAAAGCAGCUGCUCCUGUCCUGUUACAGUGGCAUCCUGGAGUUUCCCGAGAUGGAGCUGGUGAAUUACUUGACAGCCGCCAGCUUCCUUCAAAUGAGCCACAUUGUGGAACGCUGCACACAGGCCCUCUGGAAGUUCAUCAGGCCAAAGCAUCAACUGGAGAAAAAAGAACCAAGUGAGAAACAGACUGAGUCUUCAGAACCAAAGGGACCACCACCACCCGCAGCAGCAGAGGAAGAGGAGGAGGAGGAGGAGGAGGAGGAAUCCUUGCAACCAAAUUCCCCUUGCAUUCAGCCCUCGGAGGACAGUAUGGAUAUGGAUGAUAGCGAUAUACAAAUAGUGAAGGUAGAGUCCAUAGGGGAGGUUGCUGAUGUCAGAAACAAAAAGGAUCAGAAUUCCUUUAUUUCUUCAGAACAAAGCACUCUUCAUUCAUCCGAACCUCAGCACUCCCUCAUCAAUUCCACAGUGGAGAACCGAGCCAGCGAAAUGGAGCAGAGCCAGCUCCAUAACUAUUCCCUCUCAUACUCAGGGGGUGAGAAUGUCUUUGCAUUUGGCCCCAGCAAUCGAGGGGUAGAUAAAGGGCUCCAGUGGCACCACCAGUGUCCCAAGUGCACCCGUGUGUUCCGGCACCUGGAGAAUUAUGCCAAUCACUUGAAAAUGCACAAGCUGUUCAUGUGCCUGCUUUGUGGCAAGACUUUCACACAGAAAGGCAACCUCCACCGGCACAUGCGGGUGCAUGCUGGGAUCAAGCCCUUCCAGUGUAAGAUCUGCGGGAAGACCUUCUCUCAGAAAUGCUCACUGCAGGACCACCUCAACCUGCACAGCGGGGACAAGCCCCACAGGUGCAACUAUUGCGACAUGGUCUUUGCCCACAAGCCAGUCCUGAGGAAGCACCUCAAACAGCUCCAUGGCAAAAACAGCUUUGACAAUGCCAAUGAGAGGAAUGUCCAAGACAUCACAGUGGAUUUUGAUUCCUUCGGCUGCAGCUCUGCAGUGGACUCGAAAGCCUGCCUGCAAUCCGAUGCCAGCCAGGUACUAGAUGGGGGAAAGCUGGCACAGGCAGUGCUGAGUUUACGGAGUGAUGGUGCUUGUGUCAAUUAGAGCAAUCUCUUUCUGAGCAACAGAGUAAGAAGAAAUAUACAGAUCUGAUGUGGAGUUUUAAUUGGCCAUCAGUUGACAGGUCCCAAAAGUUCUGUUGAAUUGCAAGAGGUGAACAAGGAAUAGUAGCAAGAGUCCACUUUCCAUCCUAGAGUGACUUAAUGUGUUCUGUGACUUCAGGUGUCUUUGUUCCUACUGUGACAACAGUGCCAGUUAGUACAGACCUGCUUCCAUUGAUGCUUCGAGCAGUUAUGCUUCUGAAUGCCUCUCCAGAGGGUGGUGUGAAGGAGCAAUUACCUGAUUAUGGGCCAAGGGUGGGAAAAGAGUGGGGACACAUUUGCUCCUCCAGAACUGAGUUUUUAAGCUAAAAAACCCCUGAGUUCUUGAAGAAGGGGAGGAAAAGCACUGGAUCAUUAUAAGCUGUUGAAAUUUGUUAGUCCAACUGUGGGCUUUUUAAAAAAAAAUUGGUUGUUAAAAGUGUCA
Molecule: messenger RNA, 2218 nt
Organism: Sphaerodactylus townsendi
Lineage: Eukaryota; Metazoa; Chordata; Lepidosauria; Squamata; Sphaerodactylidae
Gene: ZBTB26
Product: zinc finger and BTB domain containing 26
Exons: 2
Coding region: 398-1738 (446 amino acids)
Molecular function (GO): protein binding
Source: RefSeq, a predicted model, not a curated record